GAAGCAGACGCUGAAGCGCAGCGGCCAUGGAGUGCCGGCCGGCGCGGGACGGCUCCCUCGCCGCUCCAGAGGCCAGAACAGCCAAGGAAAACCUGAAGCCGUCUCUGCCAGAAAGCCUGGUGCCAAGCAAGAAUUUGAUUAAGCAAGUAAGAAUUGUUCUCACUCCUGUGUCUGCGGCUGUUACUGAAAGAGAAAGCAGCAACAAGCGCUGGCACCAGAAGUCUUUGUUUGAGUACUUUGCCAACUGUGAAGAGAAUUCAGGUGAAGGAUCCAAAGUCCCGAAGGCAUCAAGCCGGCAAACCCAGAAGAAGCUGGCCAUCUCUCCAGUGUCUCCUGCUUCAGUUGUUGGAGGCUUUCUUGUGGAAUCUCCCCUGCGUUCCAGGCCCGGCAGCGACAUGGAGCUCGACGGGAGUGAUGUGGACGCCUCGUGUGUGGAGGAUGAAUCGACACAGCUAUCAGCUUACGAAAGAAAGAGACUGAAAAAUGUAACAGAAAAUGCUAAAUUCUUUGCUUCUUUAAAGCUGUUUGAGUCGGCUACAAGACUUCGUAAAACGACAACCAAAACUCAUCCUCAUAAAGUAAAAAGGGCUAAGCAUGCCAAGGCAGAAACGGAGACGACGCUUCGAAGGUCCAUGCGUUUGCAGCGAGUAGAUCCUCCGGAAGCUUCCCUCAUUGAGAAGCAAAUCCUGUCAGAAUCUUCUAUUGAAAAGCAUCCCGUCUUGCCCCCUGAUCCCAUUCAGAUGAUAUCUGCAGCCCCGGAUCAGAGAAUGGAAGAAUUUCUGAGCGAGUGGACAAAAAUAAGUCAGGUCAAGAACAACCAGACUGAGAUGCCUCUGUGUAACUUGGAAAGUUACAAAGGUAGUCUGCGUAACAUGGUCCUUAGAGAAGAUGCUGUUGCGAAAGUGGUCGAAACCCGGAUUUUCUCGGUGGCUGUCCAUCCGUCUGAAAGCAGCACUUUGGUGGCAGCUGGAGACAAGUGGGGGCACGUUGGCCUUUGGAAUUUGGAUCACCCUUUAGAAGAUGGGGUGCACGCCUUUCUUCCCCAUACCCAGCCAGUUAGCUGCCUGCAUUUUUCUCCUGCAAACCCUGCCCAUCUUCUCUCCCUGAGCUACGACGGUACUUUGCGGUGUGGAGAUGUCACUCGAGCAGUCUUCGACGAGGUGUACAGGAAUGGGGAGUUUGGCCUUUCCUCAUUUGACUUCUUGGCAAGUGAUGCCUCCACAUUGGUAGUUGGGAUAUGGGACGGAGAUGUGGAAGUUGUGGACACCAGGACUCCAGGAACAUCCUGUGAGCUUUCUGCAGAUCUGAAUUCAAUGGUGAGAACUGUCCAUGUUCACCCGAUCGACAGGCAGUAUUUCAUUGCUGCUGGAGCGAGGAAUGUUGGCGUUUAUGAUGUUCGGCACCUGAAGAAAAGUGGCAGUCAGCCUGUGGUCUCUCUCACAGGGCAUUCAAAAACUGUCGCUUCAGCCUAUUUUUCCCCCGUUACUGGCAACCGGGUAGUGACGACUUGUGCUGAUGAUACUUUGAGGAUUUUUGGCACCAAUUGUUUAUCUUCAAUGGCUCCCCUUCUUACAACUAUCAGGCAUGACAACAACACAGGCCGCUGGUUGACAAGGUUCAGAGCUGUAUGGGACCCAAAACGGGACGACUGCUUUGUGGUGGGAAGCAUGUCUCGACCCAGAGAAAUCCAGGCCUUCCAUGCCUCUGGAGAGCUGGUGCAUUCUUUCUCCAACGAAGACUACCUUGGUUCCGUCUGUUCUAUCAAUGUCUGGCACCCUACUAGGUAUAUUGUAGUUGGUGGCAAUAGUAGUGGCCGCCUCCAUGUUUUCAAAGAGUGAAAGCUGUCUGUUACAACCCCACCUUUUCUAGCAAAGAACCAUGUAUGGUUCACGCGUUACUUUUUUUUUUUUACUUGU
This is a messenger RNA of Eublepharis macularius, 1916 nucleotides long. It is a transcript of the gene WDR76, whose product is annotated as WD repeat domain 76. The transcript is spliced from 13 exons. Bases 27 to 1838 code for a protein of 603 amino acids. Gene Ontology annotation, cellular component: nucleus. Gene Ontology annotation, biological process: regulation of DNA damage checkpoint. Gene Ontology annotation, molecular function: DNA binding; protein binding. NCBI's taxonomy places the organism in Eukaryota, Metazoa, Chordata, Lepidosauria, Squamata, Eublepharidae. The record is from RefSeq and is a predicted model, not a curated record.